Messenger RNA from Mytilus trossulus (common blue mussel), 3730 nucleotides. RefSeq names its product RING finger and transmembrane domain-containing protein 2-like. Gene Ontology annotation, molecular function: ubiquitin protein ligase activity; metal ion binding. Gene Ontology annotation, biological process: positive regulation of ERAD pathway. NCBI's taxonomy places the organism in Eukaryota, Metazoa, Mollusca, Bivalvia, Mytilida, Mytilidae. The coding region runs from base 124 to 1419 and encodes 431 amino acids. The record is from RefSeq and is a predicted model, not a curated record. The transcript is spliced from 9 exons.
CUUCUUUCAAAGGGAUACAAAAAUAUAUUCUGAAUUUUGACAGGUGCGAGGAAAUGAAAGUAGACGUCACUGUAAUUAUGCUGCAAUUUAUAUACUUUUUGUUUAAAAUUAAUAUGUAACUUCAUGUCUCACAGAAGGAAUAUGACUGAAAAUAAUUCUAAUCAGGCUACAAUGGGCUCCAAUAGUAAUCAGAAUUGGAUGAGGUUAAAUCUGCCCAUCAAUAACACUGGAGCAAUCUCAAAUCAGGUCGGAAAUGCCGUUUCUGGCAUAAUGCCAACAAUAAUGGGACAUAAUCCACAUAGAAUAGUUGUAUCUAGAUCGUCUUCGGUUGAUGCCAAUCCUUCGCAACCAACACCUGUUACACAAACUAGUACUGACAAUGUUAAUAAUGACUUUGUACUGGAUUUAAACAGACUUCAGCAUAAUCCGGACCCUGCACAUUCACAUGACUUUUUACACCAAGGACUACAGAUUGAUCCAGAGAGCCUUCAGGAUUUUGGAUCGGAUGAAAAUAUGAAUGAAAAUCAUGAACAUUCCCAUGAGAGACGGACUCCCCCGCUGACUCAUCUGUUGUCUAACUCUAUAAUCUUUAUUGUUAUUGUAUUGUUUAAGUUACUUUCUGAUCAUAUUUUGGGUGUGGUUGUGUUUCUCUGUAUGGGUGUAACAUUUAUUUAUGCAAAUAACAAACUUCAAGGCUUAGUUCAUCAAACUUCACUUAGGGAUGUGAAUCACUUUCGGUAUAUAUUCUCUUUCCUACAAUUAGCUGGAUUGAUGGCAGCCAAUAUGGCUACUGUGUAUUACGUCUUCAGAGACCAAGAGUUAUGGAAAUUAUUGUUAUUCCAGAUGCCCAAUGGUUGGACGGCCGAUUUCUGGUUAUUUUUGUGGAUGAUGGUGGUCACAGAUUACAUUUUAAAAUAUGCCACCAUCAUAUUUAAAUGUCUGAUAUCUGUUGUUCCAUUCAGUAGUAAGAAAAGGGGAAAGUAUUAUAUGUUCAUAGAACAUGUGAUGCAGUUAUACAGAUUAGUUGUUACAGUGUUGCCAUGGUUUCACUUCCUGUCAGAUGAUGUGUCUUUUAUAUUUGCUGCUGUUUUAUUAUUAGUUUAUUUUAUAUUUAAGCUAAAUAAUACAAUGGUAAAAAUCCAAGAUGUAUACAAUGCUGUUGGUAGACUCAGAACAGAUAUUUCCUAUGGAACCCGACCAAGCCAAAGUGAUAUAACAUCUAGAGAAGAAAGUUGUCCCAUCUGCCAAGAUGAUUAUAAAGAUCCAGUGAUGUUGGCUUGUAAACAUAUCUUUUGUGAGAGUUGUGUUACAGUCUGGUUUGAUCGAGAAAAGACAUGCCCGAUGUGUAGGACUCAGAUCCAUGCUGAGAAUCCAGAGUGGAAAGAUGGAUCAACAAGUGUCCACAUUCAGUGGUAUUGAAACGUCUGAAUAAUAACAUUAAGAAAUCAACAAACUCGUAGAUUAAGAGAUAAAAGAGACAGCUUAAAAUAUCUGUAAAAGUGUUUUGGCAUUGAUGGAUGGGGAUUAUUUACUGUGGAUUCAUUUAUUUUCAUUAGUACGAAUUUUCUUGGAUUGAGGAAAACGUACACUUUUGUGGAUAUUUAAUUUUAUCUUUUUUCAAAAUCUGCACUCACAAAAUCAACGAAAAUUGGUUUAAAUCAAAAAUAAAAGAAUCCACAGUAUCAGAAAAAGUUUUUUGGCAUAGAUUGAUGGGCAAUAACUGUGGAUUUAUUUAUUUUCAGCGCAACCAAUUUUCUUGGAUUAAAGAAAACUUACUUUUUCGUGGUUAUUUGAUUUCUUGUUAUUGCCAAAGUCUAUAACCUUGAGUACAUAUGUGAGGGAGGGUAGCCAGGAUCCUGAUCUCAAAUUCCCUGUCUUAAAAACACAAAAUCACGAAAUCCCGGGCUUAAAAACACGUAAUCUCGAGGUCCAGAAAAUUCAAAAACAAGAAUUCCCGGAUCCCAAAAGGGUCAAUCCCGAAAUCCUGAGCUUAAAAACACCCGAUCCCGGAGUCCUGAUAAAUGUCCUAUCCUCCCUCAUCUGUAAUUUUGUUGAACACUAAAUUUGAUGGUUCAUCUGUACCAUCAAAAUCCACAAAAAUUAGUAUCAAACAAAUAAUAAGGAAUCCACAGUACGACUUUAGUGUUAUAAACGGUAGUGGACACAUUUGUUAUGCCCCACCUACGAUAGUAGAGGGGCAUUAUGUUUUCUGGUCUGUGCGUCCGUUCUUCUGUCCGUUCAUCUGUCCGUUCGUCUGUCCGUUAGUCCGUCCGUCUGUCUGUCCUGCUUCAGGUUAAAGUUUUUUGUCAUAGUAGUUUUUGAUGAAACUGAAGUCCAAUCAACUUGAAACUUAGUAUACAUGUUCCUUAUGAUAUAAUCUUUCUAAUAUUAAAGCCAAAUUAAAAUUUUGACCCCAAUCUCACAGUCUACUGAACAUAGAAAAUAAAAGUGUGAGUUUCAGGUUAAAGUUUUUAGUCAAGGUAGUUUUUGAUGAAGUUGAAGUCCAAUCAACUUAAAACUUAGUACACAUGUUCUCUAUGAUAUGAUCUUUCUAAUUUUAAAGCCUAAUUAUAUUUUUUACCCAUUUUCACGGUCCAUUGAACAUGGAAAAUGAUAGUGCGAGUGGGGCAUCCGUGUACUUUGGACACAUUCUUGUUUUUAAUUGUUUUCUGAGGAAAAUAAUGUAUUGCAUAUAAUUGUUAUUAUAAUUAUUAUAUUAUAAUUAAUAUAGUGUCAAAAAUAUGAAAGUGAGGCAAGUAUUUUGCUCUUUUAUGUGAAUUUUGUAUGUACUGGUAUAUAUUCACAUAAAAAGCUAAUGAUUUUGUUAUUGGUAACAUUUUAAAUAAAAGUAAACUUGUACUUUAACACAAUACAUGCAUAACCUGUAUGUUACCCAACACAUUGUUUAUUAGUUCAUAAAGGUCAAUGUUUUUAGGUCAUGUUAAAUUAUUAACAUUUUUUACAUGUUUGCUCCUUUGUGCAAAGUUGGAAUGUAUAUGACACUACUGUAAAAUGCCUUUUCACAUACAGAAACAAGAAACAGACCUUAUGAGGGCUGUAUAGCCAGUCAAGGUGAUAAAACAACUCCCAUCAUAAUCAACAAGUAACCCAGUGUUGGAUCCAGGGGGAGGUUUCUGGGGGUUGGAACCCUCCUUUAUUUAAAUGAUCAAUGUAUUUGAAUGUGAAAAUAAAGUUGGACCCCCCUUUUUGUCCUGGGUUGGGAAUCCCCUUUUUAAAAUGGCUGGAUCCUCCCCUGUAACUGAUGUGAUAUAUAUAGUCCUUGAUUCUAUGGGCAUGCAUUGGUAUUUUUAAAUUUUAAAUAUUAUAUAUGUUUUUGAAAGCUUAUCACUAUUAUGAAAAUAAUCGUAUUUCUCAAAAUCUUCAUUCUACAUAAAGUAGUUUUAUAAACAUAUAUUUAAAAAAAACUCUUGAUCUUCCUGAGGGUAUGUCAGCUUUUAAUGUAAAAAUGUUUGUGAUGUUUUACUUGAUAUUUACAGGACCAAAAAAAAAAACAUUUUUUGUUAUUUUACAGUGCAUAAAUCUGUUAUUUUAGGUUUGCAGUCAGCAAACCGAUGCCAUAUAAAACAUAUAUUUUAAAUCAGUACAGUUAUGUCAUAGUUCACUGUUUUUAAUAAUCAUGUUAUUGCUAAGAGGUGAUAUUCCUAUUAUUUCCAGUAUAAUAUGUUUACCAAGUUUGAUUAUUUUAAUAAAUUGUGUUUUUGUUUUGAAA